Carassius carassius (crucian carp) is the source of this 5976-nucleotide messenger RNA. RefSeq names its product exostosin glycosyltransferase 1b (gene ext1b). The transcript has 11 exons. Gene Ontology annotation, cellular component: membrane. The record is from RefSeq and is a predicted model, not a curated record. Lineage: Eukaryota; Metazoa; Chordata; Actinopteri; Cypriniformes; Cyprinidae. Gene Ontology annotation, molecular function: glycosyltransferase activity. The coding region runs from base 891 to 3110 and encodes 739 amino acids.
AUGAUGGGACGUCACGCACACUGGCGUCGUGUCGGGAUUGGAAUGUAACAGAGUAACAAUCGGAACAACUGAGCAAUAGGUGAUUGGGCUCGCGGAUCCAGGAGCUCAGUUGAUUUUAUUUGCUAAGGAAACAUCCUGUGAAACUCGCUCAAACGCCGCUUCCCAGAGCCGGUGUUCCGACGAAGAGGAAAUCUUCUACUUCUUGCGUGUGUGAAGGUCCACGGAAAGCGCAGGGAUAAGAGAAAUGCAGGGAUUCGUAAGGUUACCGUCGUUCCGGUGAACUGCCCCGUUUAUAUUAUUGUUUCGGAGGUGAGUGGAGUUUCUCUGCGAGCGGUCGGCUUUAGUUUAGUCUGGACGUGUGGUUCGGCAUCGGAGAUAAACCUCGGUCGAUGUAUCAUUAACGACUUUCCAUCUUUCCCAGUGGGACCCGCUGCUCUCCAAAGACAAACUCCAUGAAUCAGUGCAGCCGCAACUCUCCAGCGCGAGUCUGACCGUGCGACGCAUUCAUCCCGCGCGUGUCCUGUCAACAAACGUUGCAUUUACAUUACUCCACCGGGAGAAAACUAAUGUUAAGUCAGUGAUUAAGCAUACCUGAUCGUGUGUUUAUGAUGAUCUUAACAGGUACGGUUACUGUUACGGCUGCCCUGUGAGAUGUUGCGACUAGAAAGACGAGGGAGAGCGGUGAACCCGGUGUAAAAUCGCCCACAUGCGCUGGAUCAAUCGCUUGCUGCUCGGUGAUCGGAAUCUGAAGCGGGAAGACGUGAGCUGUAAAUCCUCGCAGGCUGGAAGAUGGCGGAGCAGUACUAUAGCUGGAGGAGGUGGUGUUGAGAGACAAACUUCCAACCGCUUGAGAUUUAUUUGCAAACAUCGCGAUCUGGCCUUCAGGACACAUGCAGGCCAAAAAACGAUAUCUGAUCUCGCUAUUGACUGGCGCCUUUCUAGUUCUGCUCUUUUACUUUGGAGGAGGGGUCCCGGGUCCAGCGGCCACGGGGUCCCGGAGCCGGCAUGGAUACAGCCGUCCCGAGCAGCCGUGGCCACACUUCUCGGAUCCCUUACAACACUUAAGCCCGUGGGACCAUUCGGACACGGAAGAAUAUAACGUUCACAUAUCGCCCAGGCAGAAGAGAGACGUUAACUCGAGCGUUUACAAGGGCAAAAGGUGCCGCAUGCAAUCAUGCUUCGAUUUCUCUUUAUGUCAGAGGAACGGAUUCAAAGUGUACGUGUACCCGCAGCAGAAGGGCGAGAAGAUCUCGGAAAGUUACCAGAACAUUUUAUCCACCAUCGAGGGCUCUAGGUUUUACACUUCUGACCCUGGUCAAGCGUGCCUGUUCGUCCUGAGCUUGGACACUCUUGACCGAGACCAGUUAUCGCCACAGUACGUGCACAAUCUCAAAACCAAGGUGCAGAGCUUGCCUCUGUGGAACAAUGGUAGAAAUCACCUCAUAUUUAAUUUGUAUUCAGGCACGUGGCCCGACUACACGGAAGAUUUGGGCUUUGACAUCGGUCAGGCCAUGCUGGCCAAAGCGAGCAUCAGCACCGAGAACUUCAGACCCAACUUUGACGUAUCCAUCCCCUUGUUCUCCAAGGAGCACCCAAGGACCGGUGGGGACAGGGGAUACUUGAAAUACAACACCAUUCCACCUUUUAGAAAGUAUAUGUUGGUAUUUAAGGGGAAACGCUAUUUGACCGGCAUCGGCUCGGACACGAGGAAUGCCUUACAUCACGUUCAUAACGCGGAGGAUGUUGUUCUCCUCACCACCUGCAAACACGGCAAAGACUGGCAGAAACACAAGGACGCGCGAUGUGACAAGGACAACGCCGAAUAUGACAAGUAUGACUAUCGUGAAAUGCUGCACAAUUCCACCUUCUGCCUGGUUCCGCGAGGACGACGACUGGGAUCCUUUCGCUUCCUGGAGGCUCUGCAGGCGGCCUGUGUGCCGGUCAUGCUGAGUAACGGUUGGGAACUCCCCUUCUCGGAGGUCAUCGACUGGAACACGGCUGCUGUGAUCGGGGACGAGAGGCUCCUACUGCAGAUCCCAUCCACGGUGCGCUCCAUUCAUCAGGAUAAGAUUCUGGCUCUGCGACAGCAAACACAGUUCUUGUGGGAGGCCUACUUCUCGUCCAUGGAGAAGAUUGUGCUCACCACUCUAGAAAUCAUACAGGACCGAGUGCUUCAGCAGACCUCCAGGAGCAAUCUGAUGUGGAACAGUCAUCCCGGUGGACUUUUUACACUGCCCCAGUACUCAUCCUACCUGGGCGACUUCCCUUUCUUCUACGCCAAACUUGGGAUCAAGCCGAAUCCCAAGUUCACUGCUGUUAUCCAUGCAGUCACACCCCUGGUUUCUCAGUCUCAGCCUAUUCUCAAGCUCCUCGUCUCAGUGGCAAGAUCCCAGUACUGUGCUCAGAUUAUUGUAUUGUGGAAUUGUGACAAGCCUUUACCUGCCAAGCAUCGAUGGCCAGCCACCUCAGUGCCCAUUAUUGUAAUCGAAGGAGAGAACAAGGUCAUGAGCAGUCGGUUUCAGCCCUAUAACAGUAUCAUCAGCGAUGCAGUGUUAAGUCUGGACGAGGACACGGUGUUGUCAACCACUGAGGUGGACUUUGCCUUCACAGUGUGGCAGAGUUUCCCUGAGAGAAUUGUGGGAUAUCCUGCCCGCAGUCAUUUCUGGGACAAUAAUAAGGAGCGCUGGGGUUACACCUCCAAAUGGACCAAUGACUAUUCCAUGGUUCUCACCGGAGCUGCCAUUUACCACAGAUAUUACCACUUCCUGUAUACCAACUUCCUGCCAAAUAGCCUGAAGAGCAUGGUGGACCAGCUGGCAAACUGUGAGGACAUCCUCAUGAACUUCCUUGUGUCCGCUGUCACCAAGCUGCCGCCCAUAAAGGUCACACAGAAAAAACAGUACAAGGAGACCAUGAUGGCUCAGUCAUCUCGAGCCUCGCGCUGGGCGGACCCAGACCACUUUGCCCAACGCCAGACCUGCAUGAACAAGUUCGCCAGCUGGUUUGGCGGCAUGCCACUGGUCCACUCCCAAAUGAGACUGGACCCCGUUCUGUUUAAGGACCAGGUCUCCAUCCUCCGCAAGAAAUACAGGGAGAUCGAGCGGCUCUGACCAGACUGGCGCCCCUUGUCGGACGUUCAACAGGGGGCCGCAAGAGACUCUCCGGAGCAGAGGAGGACCAUAGCAGAAGAGCCCGUGGCUCAGUUUUCCCUUCAGCAGCACACAAGCAAAGGACAAACACAGGCCUCUGUGGACCUUCAAACACACGUGACACACUUUUAACUCUUCUGAAGAUUUAGUUUUGUUGCAAGGUAACGAAUGCCACAGAAAAACUUUCCCAGUACACGAGCGAGUUGUUGGACGACAGGAGGGACGCAUCAUCGUGUUAGCACUUCUUCAUCACACCACAUCUGGAUCCAUCCACCCUCCCGCUUCGGAUGUCAACAUCAUGUUCUCAGUUCUUCCCGAGGUCUCGAGCCAUGAUUGUGUACGAUUGAGCUCAUAUGGUUUUAUUUCCAAGUUUUUGAGGUAUUAGGGGUUUUUUCCUUUUCAAAACACUUCAUAAUCAUUUAGUUUCACUGGAAGGCUAUGAUUUAGACGGUGCAGGUGAAUAGUUCACAGACACAGAAAUAUAACUGUGAGCAAAAAAGGGCCGUAACAUUGCAUUCGAAACGGCGAUCCCUCUUAUUAGUUGCAUAACCACCAUUUAAACACCCUGCAGUAUUUUAUUUCUUAUAUUUAAAAAUGGUGCCAAGACUAAUGAGUUGCCUUAAGUGGCUUGUCAAACCCUCCCUUACCUAAUUAAUUCAUGCAAAUCCACCUUAAAGUGUAUUAAAAAAAAUUAAUUAGAAUUCCCUAAAUCCUCAAGUUAUUAAACAGGCCGACUCAGAGAGAAAAAAAAUGUUUGUCAAAGUCAAUAGAAACAUUAGCAUGGAAACAAAGGCAGAGUUUACAGUGCAGGAACGCCAUCUGUUUAGGUGUGAAAACUUUUGUAGACAUCAGUGUAUGACAGGUUGCAUCGUAAGGACUUAUGGCCGUAAUUUAAGUGAGAUGUCUCUCACCUCCUUUAUCUUCCCUGUGAAAAAUGAGCUGUCCAUCAAAGUUCAAUGCCACUGCCUCAUUUCUCCUCUUCAGCCUGCUAUUUUAAACGCAACUCCUUCGCAUAUAAAACUCACUCAGCCACAAAUGGACACCUGGCUUAUUUCUGUCCACUAGAAAGUGACGAGUGUAUGCUUCCUUUACAUCCUUUCUUGUUGAUUUCAUAUCAAGGGAACGGUUCUCAAGACGUUGGGCCCCUCCAGUGUUGUUUCUCUGUGUUUUCCAGAGUCAGAGUGGAGCGUGUUGUCAGCCUCCACUCACAGGUACUUGAAUGUCUGAUGACUUGAAGGAGUGCCGAGCUUUAGUGGCCUUUUGUGAAGGUGACUGGACUUAAAAUGUGCCAGCUGUGAGCCAAAGCCUUUUUUCCUUUUCAUGUUUUCUUCACAUAAUGCAUCAGAAUUCGGUUGAUGCGGUGACAUGAUGUACACUACAUGUUUUUGGGGUGGGGUUUUUUCCCUCCAUGUGGACAUGGUCUGCCCACGCUGAAAUUUAAAAGCAUAUCUGACACUGAAUGUUGUUUAGGAACCCUUCAAUUGUUGUGCGUUGUAUUUUAAUAAGCAUCAUGACUUUAAAGGCCUCUGAAAUUUGCAGUAAUGUGAUUCAAUUGACAUUAUUCGAACUGAAAAUCUUACAUUUUAGUGUCCAUCUUGACAUUUAAGUUUAGGUGCUGGCUUGAAUCUUGUUAUACAAGUAUGUGAAUUAAUUUCAAGUCCCUGAAAGCUUCUAAUAUGGUUGCCCUCUUAACUGUUGCAUAAAAUGUUCAUUUGUAAUUAGUUGUCUUUGUCAUCCUUUUUCUGUUUUAACACAAAUGGCCCACAUCUGGUUAAGUUUUAAGUUCAGCAAACCAGCUAAUAUAAAAAUGUUAUAUCCAGCGUUUAUACCUAUGAUUGUCAUUGUUAUAAUGUCAUACCACAGAAUCAACGUCUGGCCUCGCACAAUUUCAUCGGCCAAAUUAUAAGACACUUCAAUGUACAUAAUACUUGUUCACACCGCUUGAAUUCUAAUUCUAUGUAGGAUGAUGCAUCUGAGAUGAUUUAAGGCAGUAGAUGUGUGCAUCAAAUGUCUGUUUUGAUUGAUAUGUGCAUACCGUCACGAUGCAAUUGCCAAUUCUGUAAUCAGGGCUUGUGAUGCGCCCAGCAUCAUCCAGAUCUGCCCAAGGCCCUUGUCAGUGUGGAGCAUGUGCGCAGACGACACACUGAUAGCUGUGUGCAUUGACGCCAGUUUUUUUUUUUUACUACCCAGCUUAACGUGACAAAGCCAUUCAUUUGAAAUUGGCCUGUUGAAUGCUGCUGCUACCACUACACACUUGCAAGAUCACCAAAGAAUCUUGGCAAAUUUAAAAUCAUGCAAUUGUAUUAUGUUGUUGUUCUUGUAUGGUUUAUACUUUUUCAUUCCGUCAAGUUCAUCCUGUUUCAAGGUUAACUGGUAAAAUUAGCAUCUGAUUUCUCUUACAUUACUGUCUAUGAUUAGCAAUAAGCAAUAUAGUCAUGCUCGAAAACAUCACUGAUUUCUCCCUGAUUGUGCCUUUUAAUUCAAUUGAGUUUGGACAGAAGCGGCAAAAGCUUUAAAAAAAUAAAAUAAAUAGCUGCAUCAUAUUCCGACACUAAAAUUUCACAGCAUCUGUUAAACACGCAACUGUAUUUCUCAUGUUAGGCUGUUAACCAGAAUUGCAUGACCACUUUAGGCUAUUUAUGAGUAAAUACUGAUUUGUUUUGGGUUAUUUUUAUUCAGAUCUGAUUGUUUUGCUCUCUCCUGUCCUGACCCUUCAUCCCAGUAAUUAACAGAUGACUUUUUAUAGAGGUAAUAAAGAAAUUGCAAAAUGCCAAUUUUGUAUGAAUGAUUUAUAAGAAAAUUAAUAAAGUCAUAUUUGAUGCUAUAA